This is a messenger RNA of Lottia gigantea (owl limpet), 1116 nucleotides long. RefSeq lists its product as hypothetical. Gene Ontology annotation, cellular component: microtubule; cytoplasm. The transcript has a single exon. Gene Ontology annotation, biological process: mitotic cell cycle; microtubule cytoskeleton organization. The record is from RefSeq and is a predicted model, not a curated record. Lineage: Eukaryota; Metazoa; Mollusca; Gastropoda; Lottiidae. Gene Ontology annotation, molecular function: GTP binding; structural constituent of cytoskeleton. The coding region runs from base 1 to 1116 and encodes 371 amino acids.
AUGAAGUCCGAACUGGUACUUACCGUCAACUCUUCCAUCCUGAACAAAGAGGACGCUGCCAACAACUAUGCCCGAGGUCACUACACAGUGGGAAAAGAACUGAUAGACUUGAUUCUCGAUAGAACAAGGAAGCUGGCUGAUCAAUGUACUGGUCUACAAGGUUUCCUCAUCUUCCACAGCUUUGGUGGAGGAACCGGAUCUGGUUUCUCUUCCUUGUUAAUGGAAAGAUUGAGCGUCGAUUACGGCAAAAAAUCCAAGCUGGAGUUUGCUGUUUAUCCUGCUCCACAAAUUUCAACUGCUGUAGUAGAACCAUACAACUCCAUCCUUACAACCCAUACUACACUGGAACAUUCUGAUUGUGCUUUCAUGGUGGACAACGAGGCUAUCUACGACAUCUGCCGAAGAAACCUAGACAUUGAAAGACCAACCUACACCAACCUAAACAGACUGAUUGGUCAAAUCGUCAGCUCCAUUACUGCUUCGCUCCGAUUUGAUGGUGCAUUGAACGUCGAUCUUACUGAGUUCCAGACCAACGUGGUUCCAUACCCACGCAUCCAUUUCCCAUUGGCUACCUAUGCUCCAGUCAUAUCUGCUGAGAAAGCCUACCAUGAACAACUUUCUGUUGCUGAAAUCACCAAUGCUUGUUUCGAGCCAGCCAAUCAGAUGGUCAAAUGUGAUCCUCGUCAUGGUAAAUACAUGGCUUGCUGUAUGUUGUACCGAGGUGAUGUUGUUCCCAAGGAUGUCAACGCUGCUAUUGCAACCAUUAAAACCAAGAGAACAAUCCAAUUUGUUGACUGGUGCCCAACUGGUUUCAAAGUCGGUAUCAACUACCAACCACCAACAGUUGUACCAGGAGGUGACUUAGCCAAGGUCCAGAGAGCUGUUUGUAUGUUGAGUAACACAACUGCUAUUGCUGAAGCCUGGGCUCGUCUUGAUCAUAAAUUUGAUCUGAUGUAUGCCAAGAGAGCUUUUGUUCAUUGGUAUGUUGGUGAAGGUAUGGAAGAAGGUGAAUUCUCUGAAGCUAGAGAAGAUUUAGCUGCUCUGGAGAAAGAUUAUGAAGAAGUUGGAGUUCAUUCUGUUGAAGGUGAAGGAGAAGAAGAGGGAGAAGAAUAUUAA